UGAUGGACGUCGCCCUUUUGAAGCUCCUUUAAGAUGUCUUGGAUACUAUAGAGGCUAGUACCCGUGAUAGAACCUCCAGCAUCUUGUGUGUGUUGCUUUAUAAGUUAUAGUGAUUUUUAUGUUUUACACUAUGCUCCCACACAAAAAAAUUGCAUGACUCAUGUCAGUAAUAAUAAUCUUGAUUAUGAUUCAUUGAUGUUGAACUUGACACGCUUCUACUGACUUCCCCAGAGACAGAUGGUACUGCAGAACCACCGCUCCUCCCCAGUGAAGGCGGGAACAGUCUCUGAUGGGCAACGUCAGCUAGCUAAUAACAUCGAAAGUCUGAUUGUCAAUCACCCAUAUCUGUUUUCCAUUGGGGAAACGGUAGAAAGCCAACGAAUCAAUGAGAACGUCUUCCAAUGAGAUUGAGAUAAUGGCAGGAUUUUAAUCAAGCUGGAAUACGAUUGACGAAUGACUGAAAGACGUCUGGGGGAGAAUUUUUAAUGUUUUAUGAAACUUUAUUCAUAAUUAUAUAUAACUAUUCUUAACUAUACUACUGAAGUUACACUACUGAAUGCAAAGAAUAAAAGGAAGCUAAUCCAAUGGAUAGGAUUUUAGACGGAGGGGCGAUCCAUUUAUAAUCAAUCAAAACAGGGAUUUCAUAGUGAUCACUCAACGUGAAAAACUGAAUUAAAGCGUUAGGCUUUUUGAUUUAUUGGGGUGGAUAAAAGAUUAAAUGUAAACCAGCUCCGGAUGCAGGCGUACAGGGAGGGAGCGGAUUCAUUGUUGAUUGACACUUCACGUGAUCAGUAAGAAUCGUCGACCGAUCGGACAAAAACACCGAAGCACGUUUAAUUUGUGAUUGAUAUAGACUUUAGCCAAUAAAAAUGCUGGAAAAACAUCCAAUACGCAUGUUGGCUUUAUGGAAAGAGGCCGAAUUCAGUGUUAACGGACGUAUAUGUUGACCAAUCGGGACGCAGAUCGUAAAGACACUAUCCAAUGAGAGCAAGGCAGAAGUUGCUCCGGGAGACGCGGGAGAUCGGCCUAGAAUAGCGCGGGAUACAAUCGUUGGGCAAAUUAGGGAGCUGGGCGUUUGUCCUUGGAGCGCCAAUUGAGCCCGAGGAUCAGAGCGAGUGACGGGCCGCGGCUUGGAACCGAUCCCCGGCCUGCAGGGUGGAAGCAGGCCUGGGAUCCCGGGGCGUUAACUCGUAUUGCGAAUUGAAAGGGCGACUGGCUGCUUUGGGAGAUAGCGAGUGGUACGCGGCUUCUGGCUGUGUCUCCGCUUACUGUACUGAGUUGCAUUGGAGUCUACUAUAUUUUACUGUAUUUAGCAGAGACCUUUGCAUUGCUUUACCUUCCGGGGCAUUGCUUUGAAAUAUUUUGUGUACACUGAAACGUAAUUUGCCUUUUUCAGUUUAAAAUUUCCAGUAGUAGGCGAGCAACGUUCAGCAGCUAUCCAAAGGCUUUGAUUUGACACCAGCUACGUAUCUAUCUUGUGGCGUUUGCUUGCUAGCUGGUUCUGAAUAAGGAAAGUAUGACCUCUGCAUCUACCAAGGUGGGCGAGAUAUUCUCUGCAGCCGGUGCUGCCUUCACCAAGCUGGGAGAGUUGACCAUGCAGCUUCACCCGGUGGCCGAUUCCUCGCCGGCUGGUGCCAAGUGGACGGACACAGAGAUUGAGAUGCUGCGCUCGGCUGUUAAGCGCUUCGGAGAGGAUUUAAACAAAAUCAGCACCGUCAUCAAAGACCGUACAGUAGCGCAGAUCAAGACCACAGUGAAGAGGAAGGUCUACGAGGACAGUAGCAUGCCGCUCCCUUCUGAGUCCCCCAAGAAGACCCAUAAGAAGAUGGCAACCCCUGUGGCAACAACUGGAGCCCCAACAAGCACGACGCCGCCCACAGCGACAGUGGGGUCUGGGAACGUGGCCUCCACAGACUCGACAGGGGCUAAGAAGCAGAAACCAUCAGAUGUGACCCUCAGUGCCCUGAAUGACUCUGAUGUCAACAGUGACCUGGUGGACAUCGAAGGCCUGGGUGACAGCUCUCCAGCUAAGAAGCUCAAUUUUGACCAGGAUAGUCUGAGCCUCGAUUCCAGUCUCAUCAUGAGCACCUCAGACACCCCGCUCCCGUCUCGCUGAAUUACCUACCCCUCCCACCACCUUCUCUUCCUCCUCUCUACUCUACCGGCCCCCUCACUCACAGAGGGAGCCCCACUCCUCCUGUCAGCCAGGAGGUCGGCCAGCAGAAUUCAGUCCAGUGCCAGCAAAGACCAGAGCCGAGCUGACCAACUCCGACUGACGCUGCAUGUUGCUCAAUUCCAAGGAGCUCCAUUGGUGACUGUUGACCACCAUUGCAAUGGGAUUUUAUUUUAGAGGUGUAUGGAUGGAUUUUUCAAUUAAAACAAAAACUACUCACAAUCUGUCA
Messenger RNA from Hypanus sabinus (Atlantic stingray), 2402 nucleotides. RefSeq names its product chromatin complexes subunit BAP18-like. Bases 1517 to 2116 code for a protein of 199 amino acids. Lineage: Eukaryota; Metazoa; Chordata; Chondrichthyes; Myliobatiformes; Dasyatidae. Gene Ontology annotation, cellular component: NURF complex; MLL1 complex. The record is from RefSeq and is a predicted model, not a curated record. The transcript is spliced from 6 exons.